UGUCACACACAAACACACACACUGCACAAUGCAGAGUUCCCACCCCCACGUAAACAUGCAAUCCCAUCUGACUUCAUAUCUGUAUCAAAUAGGCAAAAAGAGGUGGACGGAAACAAGAAAUGCAGGAUCCAUGGGCCUCACGUGACCUCUCAACACAGCAGCUUUAGUGCAUUGCUGGGGAAAGGAAGAGCCUCGUCUGCCUUCAUCGCUUUGGUUUGCUUCUGGCAGGACAGAGAGACUGUGCAGACAGCCUUAGGGCUGCAGAAAGCCAUUAUUGUAUACAGAUUGCCCUGGACCUGGAAAUGCAGCAAACUCCUGAUGAAGUUCAUCCAUGCUGGGUUAAAUACCAUAGCUAUGAUUCUUGUAAUUGUUUCUAUGGUAGCCGUGUUUGAGUACCACAAUGCCAGGAACAUUCCUAACAUGUACAGUCUGCACAGCUGGAUUGGGCUGGCUGCUGUUAUAUUUUAUUCUCUCCAGCUUUUCCUGGGUUUUGUUGUCUUUCUGCUCCCUUUUGCUCCACUUCGGCUUCGAGCAGCUCUCAUGCCAAUACAUAUUUAUUCGGGCCUCCUCAUCUUUGCAACAGUGAUUGCAUCAGCUCUUAUGGGAAUCACAGAAAAGCUUAUAUUUUCACUGACAAAUCCUGCAUAUAGUGCAUCUCCACCAGAAGCAAUUUUUGUCAACUGUCUUGGCCUUUUGAUUGUAAUAUUUGGUGCACUUAUUCUGUGGAUGGCAAGCAGGCCCCACUGGAAACGCCCACCAGAAGAGCUUGCUAAAGUUCUACGGCCUGAUGGAGGGAGUCCCGAAGGCACAGAAGCAGAAUCCACGAUGACAGAUUGUAUUAACGCUGAUAAAUCUGAUGUGGGCUUCAAUAGUGAAGCAGCCAGAAAACGAAACCUCAAACUUGAUGAAGCAGGCCAACGAUCAACAAUGUAAAAAAAAAUAUACAGUAUAACAUAACAACUAUUACGUUGCCAAAAAAUACUCCUCCUGAUUCGGUUACAUUGAUAUAGAAAUAGGUUUGGGGUUUUAUUUUUAGUCAGGCUGGCUCAAAGGUAUUCAGAUUUUCUGUGUAUGAAUUUAAAUUCCAGUAAGUCCCAAAUACAUUAUAUUGGUUCAUGUUUAAUCCUCAUUAAAUACAUGAGAGCUGGAAUGAAAAACAUGCCAACUUUAAUGCCUUUUAAAAUAGAUCUAAUGGGAAAAUGUUUUCUACAUCUUUUUUUAAAUUUAAUGUCUGUAUCUCUUACAGUUAUGAAAAGUUGUUGAGUACUUUUUUUUCUGAACUAUCUUAUAGGUAUGAGUGAGAAUGGUAAAUGUAUAUCAGAACAGAAUUUAGCACAUAACUUUUCUGAAAAUGUUCACUUUCUAAAAGGCCUCAUUUCUUAUUAUGAUGAACCCUCUCACUAGCUGCUAAAAUCUGUAGGAUUUGAGGUCACUCAGCACUUUGCAGAGUUGCACUGUAAAAAUUUCUGGCCUCAGAUUUUGAAUUCAGAUAAAGAAAUGAAACAGUUUGCCUGAAAUUUUCAUGAAACAUCAUGUUGCUUUUAAAAACAUUUUUUUGUCAGAUUUUAAAUUGUUGACUUCUGUUUAACCAAUUCUACUAAGCAUGUUGUAUAGAGACAGCAAGCAUUUAGCUUUGGAUACUGAGAUCUAAGGAAAUGAUGAGAUAGUGAAGGCAGAGUUAUUUGGACAGCUACAGAUACACACUUAAAAUAUAUGUAUCAUUUAAGUCUUCCUUUGAUCCCAGAAGUUGGUAUUUACUAUCUCGAUUUGACUGUACAUUUUCUCUUGAUUUAUGGCACUAGACUAGAAAUUAGGAAGUUGGAAACCAGAGUAGACUGGUGAGCAGUAUCACAGAAGAGGGGAGCUUUAAGUGAGAAAUGUUUUCUCCCAAGAAAGAGGGGUGCUUUGCUGAUGUCACAAAAAUGUUACCAGCUAACUGAAAGCCAGCUUUGAUAUCUCCAUACUGGUGUCACAAUUAUUUUUGUUGCAGGGGUGAAGAAAAACUUCAGUCUAUAAUCAAAACAUUUAAACUUUUCUUACUUAAAAAUUAAGAUGUUAAAUAAUGCUAUUUGAGUCUGUAGUAGCACUUUACUUUUAUAGCUCAUUUUAAUAAUUGGAGUAUUAAUGUAUUACUCAUUUUUUCACAAAUAUAAACAGUGCUUUUAUUAUUUACUAUGAUUGAAGAAUAAUUAUAACAGAUUAUUUUGAUUGCACAUGCCCAAAGUGAUGAGCCUUUCUAUUAUGAUCUCUUACAAAAGCUGCAGAGCCCAUUAAAGUAAUCUUGAUAACUGCAAUAGCUGUUCCAAAUUUACCACUAAUUAUGAUGCAAAGAACUCUGCAUGGUUCAAACAGCAUACCAUUUCCUACUUUUUUAAAGACUACAUUGAUUUUCAUUUAGUUCAGCUUUUUAAAACAUUCAAACACAUUAAACUUUGUUGUGUUGUGUUAGUAUAAACAAUUUUGGUUAUACAUUAUUUUGGACCUCCUUUGACAAAGUGCAUCUCAGGUCCUGUUAUUUGAUUUGUAAUAACAUUUAAUUAUUUGGUAAGUACAGUGUAGAAGGAUAACAUAGUGAAUUAUUAGAAAAACUUUUCUGCUGUACUAUUUGGUACUAAACUCUAUUUCUAUGUCAUCACUUACAUAUGUGUGUGGAUGACUGAGAACCAUUUAGCAUUCAUAUAAUGUUUGAGAAAAUACCUGCUAUUAAAUGCUUGCAUGUAGAAUUCAGAUAUGACUAUACUAUCCUAUUGUGUGAGCACUCCUCCAGUCUCACUGUGUACAAUGGAUUGGACUGCUUUUCCCUGUUUUUCAAACAUGUGUUUUUCAAGUUCCACAAAAUUACGUCUUUCAGAAAAUUGUUCUCAGCAGCUUCUACAUAAAAUCCAAGUAGUAUUGAUAAUGACUUUUUGAGAGGAAAUUGAGAGUGCUCUUUUUACAUGAAAUUAGUGUUCAGUUGACACGACAUUAUUAUGUUACACGUCCUACUAUAAAUUUAUAUAUUGCCAGUUAAGUAGGAAGAGGAAGAGCUCAUUUAUUCACUUCACCACAGGUGCAACACAGGCAACAGCAUUUUAAGUUGGCAUGUAUUGCCCUGUUACUGUGUCUCAUCCACCUGUGAAAAUGAGUUCAUUCAAUCCUUGCAUGGCACUAACUCAUCUAAUAACUGUGUGUUUGUGUGCAAGAUAGUCACAUGUACAGGGAUUAUUCUGAAGGAAACUAUCCAUACCAUAAACUGGAAAAAACACAAAAUCUGUGAUUUCUUUUUUACAUCAGUGAAUUGGAUGUAUUGAAAUGAAAAGCUUAUAGGUGAAUAGUUCUAUAUGCUGUUAGAAUUAUGCCAUAGUAAUAAUUAUGCCUAAGAAUAAUUAUGCCCAGGAGUAAUGAUACUUCAAAAAAAGAAUAGUGGCAUUUCUUCUAUGUCUAUUCUGAUGAUACAAAAUUCUUUGCAAAGCAAGGAUUAGCAACCUUUCAAGGGUAGUCUACCAGGCUGCAUUUUUCUUUUUCAAAUUUGAGGUUAAACACUGGUAAAAACUCACAGGGAGGUCUGAGAUUCCAUUCUGGGAAAUUAUGGUAUCACACAGAUAAUCAGUAAUAUCUGAUGCACGUGAAACAGGGGAUGGUAGCUCCUUUGGACCUUGGAAGGUCUCUCCAAGAUGUAGUAGCACCCGAAGCUUUUGCGACCUUGGAGUGUGCAAUUUAAAAUAGACUUGCAUGCUGUAGUCUUUUGGUUUCUGUUCCAACCAGAUUUAAAAAAAAUCUUUGUAAGUAUCCUUAGUUCGAGUUAUUUCAAAUGCUAAAUAAAAUAAGGACUUUAGAGAGUCAUCUUUUUAGAAAAAAACAGAUAUCCUAAAUCUGUUUCUCAAAGUGGCCUUCCAUCAGCUUUUGAUCCAUAGAACUUGCAGUUAUGUGUAGGAGUAGCAACAUGGAAACUAAAAAAGUAUAUUUUCAAAUAUAUAAAUGGAAGUUAAAACUCUAGCUUUUUUAUCAGCAUUUUUAUGGAUGUUCUGGAAUCUUCUACAUUGUUAUGUUUUUACAGGGACAUGAUUAUGCAGCUUACAUUCCAAGUUUGGGUUUCUAUAAAAACAUAGGAGGUUACAAAACCUAAUAUAAAUAAUACUAUUUUUAUAAGAUGUCUGAAAAACAAAUUAUUUUUUAAUGUAUUUACAUGCUGCCUUGCAGCACUGAGCACAGAAGCGGAAUCAUGUUUUGUUCCAAUAUUAUUGAACCUGAGAAAUAGUGGUACGAACUAGAUUUUAAAAUUGAAUGUACAGUUAUUACAUGUACACUUCUUACUACAUAUAAUCAAGAGGAUUACAUAUGAUAUUGUAAAUAUGGAUUACUUGUAUACAUGGAAAUUUUAGUGAAAGGCUAAAAGAUAUUGCCAAAUAAUUUUCUAUUUCAGAAGAUUUUGUUUCCAUUUUACAAAAUUAUUUCCUCUGUUUCUGCCUGUUCACAAGGACUUAAAGAAUUAUUUUAUUAUUUUGUUACUUACAAUACGUAUUUGUAGAUGAAAACA
Molecule: messenger RNA, 4516 nt
Organism: Rhea pennata
Lineage: Eukaryota; Metazoa; Chordata; Aves; Rheiformes; Rheidae
Product: plasma membrane ascorbate-dependent reductase CYBRD1
Exons: 5
Coding region: 319-933 (204 amino acids)
Cellular component (GO): lysosomal membrane
Molecular function (GO): oxidoreductase activity
Source: RefSeq, a predicted model, not a curated record